AUGCUAUCGUCGCAGGCCGCCUCCUUCCGACUUCCAGACACGCUCGCUGCCUGGCCGUGGACUCGUCGUAUCAACCCUCACUAUGCAGAAGUAAAGGAGGCUUCUGCCGCAUGGUUGGAGUCAUUCCAUGCCUUCGGUCCCAAAGCCCAAAGGGCUUUCAAUCUUUGCGACUUCAACCUUUUGGCCUCGCUUGCCUAUCCUAUUGCUAGCAAAGAGCAACUCCGCACUGGCUGCGACCUCAUGAACGUCUUUUUCGUGUUUGACGAGUAUUCCGACGUUACCGACGAGAAGACCGUUCAAGGCCUCGCUGAUAUUAUCAUGGAUGCUCUUCGUAAUCCUUUCGCGCCUCGCCCAGCCGGAGAAAAUGUUUUGGGGGAGAUCACGAGGCAAUUCUGGGAACGGGCGAUCCAAACGGCGAGCCCCGCAUCGCAGCGACGUUUUAUCGCGACCUUCGACACCUACUGCCAGUCAGUCGUGCAGCAGGCAGCGGACCGCGAUGUACAGCAUGUGCGGACCAUAGACAGCUACUUCGAGAAUAGGCGCGAGAACAUUGGCGCGAGGCCGUCGUUCGCCCUCCUCGAGCUCGACAUGGACCUGCCUGACGAGGUGAUGGAGCACCCGGCGAUCGUCGAUCUGACCACGGGGGCCAUUGAUAUGCUGAUCCUAGGCAACGAUAUAUGCUCGUACAACGUGGAACAAGCACGAGGGGACGAUGCACACAACAUCGUUACUGUCGUCAUGGACGAGCUCGGUACGGACCUGCAUGGGGCGAUGGAAUGGGUCGCGGAAAGGCAUCGCAUUCUCGUUGGUCAGUUCCUGGAGCGCUUCGGACGACUUCCUUCGUGGGGCCCAGAGAUCGACGCUCAGGUUGCGCGCUACGUCGAUGGGUUGGGCAAUUGGGUCCGCGCGAACGACUCGUGGAGUUUCGAGAGUCAGCGGUACUUCGGUCUGGACGGGUUGGAGAUCAAAGAGAGCCGGUGGGUGCAGUUGCUGCGGAAGGUCUCCACGCCGAAGCUUGGGGCCAGGAAAGAACUCGUAUACUCCGAUAUCAGAGUGCCACCAGUCAGCUUCGUGCUCGUAUCCAUUUGCUUAUUUAUCGUCGCCCUGAAUGUCUGA
This is a messenger RNA of Dichomitus squalens LYAD-421 SS1, 1116 nucleotides long. RefSeq names its product terpenoid synthase. The transcript has 5 exons. The coding region runs from base 1 to 1116 and encodes 371 amino acids. Lineage: Eukaryota; Fungi; Basidiomycota; Agaricomycetes; Polyporales; Polyporaceae. The record is from RefSeq and is a predicted model, not a curated record.